Messenger RNA from Microbotryum saponariae, 2736 nucleotides. The record is from the annotation of a GenBank genome assembly. Lineage: Eukaryota; Fungi; Basidiomycota; Microbotryomycetes; Microbotryales; Microbotryaceae.
AUGUAUCCACGUGCUGCAAUCAAUAAUACGUGCCUCGUCGAAAGAAGUUGUGGCUGCGCUGCGCCGAUCGAUCGGCGAUGUAAUUGGUCAUUUGUGGCCCCUUGUCUUUUCCCUCACGCUCCCGAGCCACCUCCUCCCGGAUACACCACCCCUUUAGCAUCGAAUCGCGAAGCAAUGUAAGCUACACCAGUUGACUCCGAGGCCGUGGCCUAGAACCACAGACGCACCAAAGUACCCGUGCCCGUCCGCGGAUUCUCCGUCGCUCGGUGUCGUUUGAUGAAGGCGACUCGGCGUGUCCUUCUUGCCCCCUACUGAUCCCCUUCCGCUCCCCUUCGAUCUCCGCAGGGUCCUCUCCACCGUCCCCGCCGACUCUCGCGUCAAGGAUUCCCCUUCCGAAGCCCACCACGUCUCAUCGACCGUGUACGGCAACUCCCUAGCUAGGAAUGGUAUCCGUCGCUUCGAGUUGCCCGAACAAGAGUUGCCGGCUACGGUCGUGCAACGCUUCAUCUCGGAUGAACUGUUACUGGAUGGCAACCCGGCUUUGAAUCUUGCGAGUUUUGUGACGACGUAUCAAGAACCUGAGGCUGAGCGUUUGAUGUUGGCGUGAGUAAGAUGCGCAUUGCCGGGAUUCCAAAUCGAUCGGCACGUGGCACGUGGCACGUGGGGCGCCGCUGCCCCCGCCUGAUCGAUCCUGCCUUCGUGGAGCCGUGGGCCGCAACAACGACACCGUUCGGCACGACGACAGAGCAUGAGCCUGUGAGCUGACGUACUGGACCGGCUCCUGAACACACACAGAAACUUGUCCAAGAACUUUAUUGAUGUCGAGGAAUACCCUUCGAUGUAAGCCAGCUCAUCUUUGUCGGGCGACUCGCGGGGGGGGGGGUGCCAGAGUGCUGGCAUUCCAGCGCUAGCUUAGAGCUGAUGCUUACUGAUAUGGGAUGCAUUCGCUCACUGGUAGGGGAGAGAUCGAGACUCGUUGCGUCAACAUUGUUGCCCGGUAAGCAUAUCUUCAAUCAUGGAAUCGAGGUCACCACGGGUUCAUACAGAGGCUUACUUAUCUCGACCCCAGCCUCUUCAACGCACCCCUCACCGACCACAAGGCCGAAGCGCUUGGUGUCAGCACGAUCGGAUCGUCGGAAGCCAUCAUCCUCGCUGUUCUCGCCGCCAAGCGUCGCUGGCAGAUUAAGCGCCGAGCCGAGGGCAAGUCGACUGAAAAGCCCAACCUCGUCAUGAACGCCGCCGUCCAGGUGUGCUGGGAGAAGGCGGCGCGCUACCUCGAAGUCGAGGAGAGGUACUGGUACUGCCGACCUGAGGCGUACGUCAUGGACCCCAAGGAGUGCGCCGAACUCUGCGACGAGAACACGAUUCUGGUCUGCGCGAUCCUCGGUGAGUUCGGCUGGUUCUUCCCGAGCACCUGCGGUAGACAUUGAUUCACCGAGAUCGCCUUUGCAGGUACGACCUACACGGGUCAGUACGAGGACAUCAAGGGCAUCAACGACGAAGUCGCCAAGGUCAACAAGGAGAAGGGUCUCGAUGUGCACAUCCACGUCGAUGGUGCCUCCGGGGGAUUCGUCGCUCCUUUCGUCAUGCCCGACCUGGAAUGGGACUUCCGUCUGCCUUUGGUGUGUUCGAUCAACGCUUCAGGUCACAAGUAAGUCUAUAGGGUUUUGGAUCAUCAAUUUGACGUGCGAUAUACAUGCUCAUUCCUGCGCAAAUUUCAACUGCGACAGGUACGGACUCGCCUACGCUGGAGUCGGGUGGCUCGUGUUCAGGGAGAAGAAGUACCUGCCCGACGAGGUGGUCUUCACCGUCAACUGUGAGUUUUGUACAGUCUGGGUAGUCUCGUCAGAUCGUCGUUCCGAAUCUGAUUCACUGACUUUGUGCACUCUUCAUCGAAUGAUCGCCCAAAACAGACCUCGGCAGCCCCCAAAGCAGCUUCACCCUCAACUUUUCGAAGUCAGGCGUCCAGGUCAGUACAGGCUGUCUACGUCACCCAUGCUCGGUGAUCUGAAACUAAUGUGGAUAAUAUUUGAACACACACACAGGUUCUUGGCCAAUGUAAUUUCAGAAUCUUGGGGAAGCCGGCAAGAUCAAAGUCCUGACUCCUGUCGUCUCGUUUUCCUACAGACUACCAAUUCCUGCGCCUCGGCCGCUCGGGCUACGAGUCGAUCAUGUCCAACUUGACCUGCACAGCCGACUAUUUGUCGCAGCAGGUGCUCAAGCUCGGCGGGGGAGAUCUCUUUGAACUCAUGUCCGAGACCGAGGGUCGGGGCUUGCCCCUUGUCGCUUGGAGGAUCGUCAAGGCCGACGUUGGCUUUGACGAAUUCGCCAUCGCCGGUCAUUUGCGCCAGCGAGGUUGGAUCGUGCCUGCUUGUGAGCGAUAAAGAUGUACCAGCGUAACCAAACAGGUGCUGAUGAUCAUCGUCGCCGCUCGCAGAUACCAUGGCGCCUCAUACGGAUCAAAUGAAGAUGCUGCGCGUCGUCGUGCGAGAGGACUUCUCCCGCUCCCGAUGCGAGCAGUUCGUUCGAGACCUUAAGCACACCGUCGAAUACCUUUCCAAAGCGCCCAAGGUCGUUGCUGAAGCUUUGGCGGGCAAGACGCCGCACGAGGUCGAUCAGGAUGCGGAGAAGCAGUCGGAGCAUCACCCUGCUUCGCAUGCGGCCAAGACGAAGCAUGUUGAGCACGAGAAACACUCGUUGAGGGGCAAGCACAAGAAGACGCAUGCAGUUUGCUAG